This is a messenger RNA of Metarhizium robertsii ARSEF 23, 720 nucleotides long. Its product is annotated as gag-like protein. The record is from RefSeq and is a predicted model, not a curated record. Lineage: Eukaryota; Fungi; Ascomycota; Sordariomycetes; Hypocreales; Clavicipitaceae. The transcript is spliced from 3 exons. Bases 1 to 720 code for a protein of 239 amino acids.
AUGGGCGCACUAUCCCUCGUCAAUAAGAUCCACAGCGUCCCAGACUUUAGCUCUGUACACGACUCACUCCGGAUAGCAAGAACCGAAUCGAAGAUCGCGGCGGAUAGCACGAUGCAGGCUCUCGACGACAUCAAGAAGGAACUCAAACAGUCUGCGGAAUCGGGCCAGCAAAUAUCGGAAGGAAUUUGGAAGAGUCACGAAGCACAGAAUGAGACGAAGGUGGCAGCACCACCCGCGCAAGUGCUCCGUGAGAUCGGGGUGAAUGUUCGGAACCCGCUCACCAUAGCGAGCCUACGGGCAAUGAACCCCCGUAGUUUGAAAGUGUUGGCUUGCGGCGACUUGAGCAUCAAGACGGCUUCGGCCGGUGACAUGGAGGUACUCCGACAGUUCGCUGAGGACGGGGAACACCGGCUCGGGAACGGAGCCACUGUCCGCACCCCUACGUACGGUGUUCUCUUUCAUGGCAUCCGCACCAGUUCAAUGGAUGUGAGCCAAAUCGAAGACAUCAGAGACAGCAUUCUACAGGAAAACAGACCGUUUAUCCCCGGUGCCGGGAUAAAAUACAUUGGCUGGCUUACGAGGACGUCUGCUGCAAAGACUUCUUCAUCAAUCAUUAUUGAGUUCACGAGACAUCAAGACGCUAACAAAAUUAUCGACGAAGGUCUGAUCUGGCAGGGAGAGGUCUUCAGUGCGAGCUGUAUGACAGGUCGUGCCGACUGA